Messenger RNA from Frieseomelitta varia, 2348 nucleotides. It is a transcript of the gene Tcs1, whose product is annotated as yrdC domain-containing protein, mitochondrial. Gene Ontology annotation, cellular component: cytoplasm. Gene Ontology annotation, biological process: regulation of translational fidelity. Gene Ontology annotation, molecular function: tRNA binding; double-stranded RNA binding; nucleotidyltransferase activity. The transcript is spliced from 2 exons. Lineage: Eukaryota; Metazoa; Arthropoda; Insecta; Hymenoptera; Apidae. The record is from RefSeq and is a predicted model, not a curated record. The coding region runs from base 94 to 900 and encodes 268 amino acids.
UGAAGAGAGGUGUCCAAAGUGCUCUAAUCCUAGAGCGUAUUUCAUGCAAAUUCAAACGAGAUCCGCCGACGAACCUAUGACGACGUUCUACAGAUGUUGCAAUCCUCAAUGUGGCCACAACUGGCGCGAAUAAAGUGCCGUUUCUUACUUGAUGGAAAGAGAACAAUUUCAAGAAUACAAAAAUUGGGCCCAAUGAGUGUUCUAUUAAAUUCCGUUGAAGAGGAGAUAGAGGUGUUAACAAAGUAUAGUAAUCAUUGGAUGUGCAAAGGAAAACGAUCCGUGGCAGUAGCUAGCAAAUUAUUGCUAGAAAAUAAAGUUGUAGCACUUCCAACAGAUACAAUAUAUGGUCUUGCUUGUGUUGUAUCAAAUGCUGAUGCUAUUGAAAAGCUCUAUGAAAUUAAAAAACGUGAUGCAAACAAGCCAUUAUCUAUUUGCGUCAGUAACGUGAAAAAUAUAGAGAAAUGGGGUGUCGUCGAUCAUGUGCCAUACGAUUUAUUAACAUUAUUAUUACCAGGGCCAUAUACAAUUAUUUUGAAACGAACGCCAGCAUUGAAUCCUGCUUUGAAUCCUGAUCAUGACACUGUAGGCAUUAGAAUUCCAGAUUAUGAAUUUAUAAAUAAUGUCACUGCAGUAACAGGACCAUUAGCAUUAACGAGUGCUAAUUUAAGCAAUCAAUCCAGUUGCUUAUACCCUUCGGAAUUUCAAAAUUUAUGGAAGAAAUUAGAUGGGAUAUUUUACGACACAACAAAGUUUGGUAAAUCAUAUAAUGCUUUGAGACGUGGAUCGACGAUAGUUGAUUUAUCCAAACCAGGCUAUUACAAAAUUGUUCGCGCUGGAGUUGGGGCACAUGAAAUUAAUUACGCGUUAAAAAAAUACAACUUACAAAGUAUUGUAGAUUAGAUUUAUUAUUGUUGCAAUCUGAAUGUUAUUUGUAUUUUGACACCAUAGAUGUUGUAUUUGAACAAUGAAAUAAGACAGACGAGUAUUUAAUAAAAAGAAAUAAACUAAUACAAAUAAAUUAUAAUUUGUUUAUUCUGAUAAUCGUGUAAUUCAUGAAUAUUGCAUGCUAAAAUGUAGUAUGUUGAAAAUGAUGAUUUACGUAUAUAAGAAUUUACGUAUUAUUUAAAGCAUUGUAAAAAACUAAAUAACAAAUACUCUCCUUAAAUCUCAAAUACAUCAUUAAAUUAUUCCAUUUUUUGUUCUUUUAUUUACGCAGCUAUUAACUCUUUGCGGUCGUAUUUUUUGUAGACAUGAUAGUCGUGUUGGUCGGAAUUAUUUUUGAGUGGCGCACAUUCAAUCAAUUUAUUAUUGUCUAAACGUAUAAAUUUUAUUCAAACGAGUAUGUUUAAGCUGUGUGCAUAUUACUUGUUAUCUUUGUGUUCGAUAUUUUAUACAGAUCUAUAGUUUUCUUUGGUAUUUCAAAGCAAUCCUCGAUAUAUAAUCCCGGUUUCUAGGCACUAUAAUAUCACUACCAUUAUCUGAUUUGUCAGUGUAGUCAUCAUAAUCAUCAAUAUAAUUAUGAUUCAUAUAAAACUCAUCACUACUGCUUUGCACAUCUUCAUAAUCACUAGGCUCUCGUCUCUUUUUAGACAUUUCAGAGUAUAAUUUUUACAACUGUAAAAAAAUCAGAUAAAUAACAAUGAAAAAAAAAAUUAGUAAAUAUUACAGUAAUACUGAGUCUGCUGCUUCUGUGGAAAGAACAAUCUCAACUAAUUGAAAGAACGAUUGUUCUUCCAGUCAAAGGAUCUACAGUGUUUAAAAAUGAGUGCAUAACGCGACAAAAUAAUGUUAAGUUUGACUGUUUAAAUAAUCGUCGCAUACCCGUGCCGGCAUGCGACUACAACAGUAAAACAGCCUCGCCAGGGCCCGACCGCAAAGAGUUUGUCAUACAAAAAAUCCUCGAAUCGAGAAUUCCAAUCUUAUAAACAAAUCCACAAUGCAUGUGGUAAUAAUAUUAACAAGUAUUAAGCGGUAUAUUAUAUCCUGAGAUAUUGUUCUGAUUAAAUGUAUUAAUAAUUCAUCAGUGAACAUAUCCUCACUGUUUCUUGUUUCUUAACAAUAUUGUAUUGUCUCUUUGACAAGAUACAUAUCACAUAAUAUUAUUGUGAAGUAGUAUUAUUCCUUUCACUUAUUAAAUAUUAAACGCAACCAAUUGAUAAAAGAGGGUUCGUUUUUCAUUUUAAGCUAAAUAAAUAAUCUACGCCAUUUUUACAUUAGAAUGAAUUAAUGACAGGCAAAUCAGUCGAGAUGAUAACAUUUUAAGAUCCCUUGUUAUCAUCCAAGUAAUUCGCAUGCAUUUUAAAAUGCGUAUUGUUACAUUCGUUACAAAUGUAUUUAUCCGACAUCUA